AUGGGACAAGGUUCUUCCACAAACAACAAGCAGCAGCAGCAGCUUCAGAAGAAUGAUUCUGUUGAACAAGUGGAAUCAGUUGAACCUAAUGAAGAUGAUGAUAUGAGUAGAAUUGGAAGUUUAAAGAAAAACAAAUGGCUGCGUCAAAAGCCAAAUGACGAGAAACCGAAAAAAUCCAAGAAAAAUGACAAAAAGAAAAAGAAGAAAGAUGAUCAAGAUGAGGUUUCCUCGGCCACUUGCAUAAGUGAACCAGAUCGAACAUCAUUGAGACAUUCAAGAAUUGAAUUGCACCUGGAAGAAUGUCAACCAGCCCCAGAUGAAGAUGAUGCAAUUUCUCUAUCAUCUUGUGGAGAGGAUCUUCAGAAAAAUCUCAAAGACAUUGAAAGUGAAGAACGACCGAGUCUUCUUAAUUGUGACUACAGUAGCAGUAGUGUCACUGCUAGUCCAGGGGAAAGUCUGUCCAGUGGGCAGGAUAGUGGAUUUGCCAGGGGCAAUACCAUUCAUUCAGUGUCAAAUCUUAAUGAUGCAUCCAUGACAGAAAACUCCCAAAUGUUGAAUGAGCCAUCAUCCUCUGAGCUAUCAACACCUGAGAUUAUAACUGCAAAUGAGUUUCACAACAACUGCACAGAUAGCAGCAGUGGCUCUGCAGCUAGUCCGCAACAACCAAAAGAUUCAAAGGAAACAGUUGAACAAACUCCUUCCAAUUCAACACAACCAAUUCCAGACAAUACCACUGGUGCCGUCUUUGUAUAA
Molecule: messenger RNA, 753 nt
Organism: Acanthosepion pharaonis
Lineage: Eukaryota; Metazoa; Mollusca; Cephalopoda; Sepiida; Sepiidae
Source: the annotation of a GenBank genome assembly